Microthlaspi erraticum is the source of this 1056-nucleotide messenger RNA. The record is from the annotation of a GenBank genome assembly. NCBI's taxonomy places the organism in Eukaryota, Viridiplantae, Streptophyta, Magnoliopsida, Brassicales, Brassicaceae.
AUGGCUGGUUAUUUCACACCUAUUAUGGUGAAUUACAAUCUGAAGGCUUCUCUUGCCAAGAAGAACAUGUUUGGAUUUUUCGAGUUGUAUUAUUAUGCUGACAAGCUUCCAGUCCCGGAUUACUUGGUGCGGCAUUACGAAGACGCCCGUCUCCACUUAAUAACAUCUGUUGUGGGGGGUACUAGCGCGGAAGCUAAAUUUGCGAGAACGAAGGUUAUGAUAAGAGACAUUCUUCUCUGGGCACUGGACAUGCGUAGAGAUUGCAAUGUUGAACCAGCGAAUUUGGUGGUUGUCUCAAACAACAUCUCACCAGAACCGGAGUUUGUAGCUGUUCUUCAAGCUCUGGCAAAGAAGAAGAAUUUCAGCGUGCUGUUAGUACAAUCUAGUAAGGACAUGUAUGUCAAGAAAGUUGAUAUUCCUACGGAAAGCUUCGCUUGGCUUUGGGAAAGCCUUACUGGUGGUGGAGGAAACCUUACUGAUGAAGAUGUGGAAUUUGCAAGCUCAGAGACAGAAGCAGCAGCAGCAGAAGAAACACUGACAGAAGAAGAAGAAGAAGAAGAAGAAGAAGAAGAAGAAGAAGAAGAAGAAGAAGAAGAAGAAGAUUUGGCAUUUUGGUUUUAUGUUGACAAGCAAACACUCCCCGAUUUGUUGCUACCACAAUAUCAUAACGCCGGACUCAAGUUCAUUACCGGAGUUUCGAGAGAUAAAUCAGCGAGAGCUAAAAUGAUGAUCAGACACAUUCUUCUAUGGGCACUGGACAAUCGUCGUUUUGGCAAUGAUGAACCAGCAAAUUUGGUGGUUGUCUCAAAUAACAUCUCACAAGAACCAGAGUUGGUCAGUGUUCUUCAAUCUUUGGAAGCUAGGAAAUUCCGUGUUCUCUUAGUACAGUCUCAUAAGAACAAGAAUGUCAAGAAAGUUGAUAUACCUACAGAAAGCUUCGAUUGGCUUUGGGAAAGCCUUACUGGUGGUGGAGGAAACCUUAUUGAAGAUGUGGAAUUUGCAAGCUCAAAGACAGAAGCAGCAGCAGACACUGACAGAAGAAGAUAUUACAAUUGA